CGCUAUUCUCUGCAGUCUUUAGUUUGGUUAUGUCUCUGAAAGAGGUCCUUUGGGUGGGAAUAGUGCUUUCGCUAUGUACGAGCCUGGGAGAAGGAAACAAGGAAGAAGAAACUGUAAAUAUUUGGGCACAAAAUUUAGGUGAUGAAUUAUGGCAGCUUGGCAUGCAUGUCUCAAAAUACGACACCAUUAUUUCUAGUUAUUCAACAUUGAAUGCACGAGUCCUACCGACAAAUGGGGAGUCAAUACUGAAUUCUAUAGUUGAAAAAGUCAGCAAAAUGUUAAAAAGGAAAAUGGAUGCUGUUAUGUGUAUAAUCGAGGCAGCGGAAGCUUUGGCAGAGGAGGCGGAGACAAAUGUGACACGGCCGAUCUACUACAACAGUGCCAAGUGUUCAUCAUUUAUAGAUGAGGAGACCGGUGAUGUUUUCAAUUCCACACUGACCAGUUGCAAGUGGGAGGAGGAAGACCCGACUCUCGCAGAUGAAGAAAGGAGACCCUCAAACUUAUACAAGAACAUUACAGUCUCACCGGAUCCGAACUUCUUCAACAUCCCUGUCAAUACACACGAAAGUGCAGUUCACAUGCCUACUGAUGUCUAUGACUAUUUGAUGCCAGUUCAGUCAGCCUUGAAAUGGUCAGAAGAGUUAGAUGCAGUGUUUCGCCAGAACUACGAAGGCGAUCCAACUCUUAAGUGGCAGUACUUUGGCAGCAACACAGGCUUCCUCAGGAUGUAUCCUGCUAUUCAGUGGAAGAAGGAAGAGGAUGUGUACGACUGCCGCAAGGCUCCAUGGUUCAUAGAAGCCUCCACUUGUUCCAAGGAUGUGGUGAUCCUGUUUGACCGAUCUGGCUCCAUGAAGGGCAUGAGUGAUUCCAUCGCCAAGCUCACCAUUAACCAGUUGCUUUCAACUUUCAGCAACAAUGACUUCAUCAACAUCCUUGGCUUCAAUACUUUGCUCAAUGUACAUGAGAUGGUGCCUUGUUUCACCAAAGACAAGCUAGUUCAGGCAACAGAGGAAAACAUAAGGACAUUCAUGCAUUAUGUGAAUGAGAGCCAGCCUGAAAAUAAGGCAAAUUUUUCCACAGCUUUCAUCGCUGCAUUCAACUUGCUCCAACAGUAUAGAGAGACAGAGACAUGUCCAGACAAGACGUGUAACCAAGCGAUUAUGCUGAUAACGGACAGUGUAGCGGAUAACAUGACUGAGGUGUUCGAGUUGUACAACUGGUUCGAGAACCGAACCCACAUCCCGGUCCGAGUGUUCACCUACCUCAUCGGGCGAGAAGUUACCAAAGUGCGAGAGAUACAAUGGAUGGCAUGUCUCAAUAGAGGUUACUAUGUACAUAUCCAAGGACACAGUGAGGUGAGAGAUAAGAUCCUGAAGUACAUUCCUGUUAUAGCCAGGCCUCUUGUCCUUCAAGCUGUUGAUCACCCGCUCUCUAAUAGUGUAUUCUGUAUUUUGUUGUCAGGUUACUAUGUACAUAUCCAAGGACACAGUGAGGUGAGAGAUAAGAUUCUGAAGUACAUUCCUGUUAUAGCCAGGCCUCUUGUCCUUCAAGCUGUUGAUCACCCGCUCUCUUGGACUCAUGUCUUUAUUGAUUUCAUGGACCCCAAAGUAGAGGGGUGGCUAAUCGAUUCAAUGGAGUUCAAGGAACAACAGGACCGCCUCAGCAAGCAUUCUGCCACCCAGAGCCAAUAUUUUUCACACAGUAAACAAGACAGUCAAUAUAUACUGAGGUUCAAGAAGGGUGAGGAAGACGGGGGUUUGGAGACAACAUUCUGUGAAGGCUUUGAGAAGGUCUACGAAGAGGAAGAGUUUAACAUUGCGCCAAAAAUGCAGGAGUAUCGGCUCAUGACUUCAGUUUCCGGUCCUGCCUUUGACCACAAAAUUAACCGAGGAAAUGAGUCUCGAGAAGCACAGCUUUUAGGAGUGGCAGGCUCUGAUAUACCUGUCAAACACAUCGAGAAGCUUACAUUGCCUUAUAAGAUUGGAGCCAAUGGCUAUGCGUUCAUGAUCACUAACAACGGAUAUCUUGUGUUUCAUCCAGACUUCAGACCUGUGCACCAAGGAAAGUUACGAACUAACUACAACAGUGUUGAUUUGACAGAAGUAGAAUUGAUGGAUGAUGACAACAGCACACCUCGGGAACCACAUGAGAAGAUAUUAGAGCUGCGACAAGCUAUGAUCAAUCACACUGGGGGCCAGAUCAGUAACAUUUCUCAUCUCCGCAUGAAGUUCCCUUAUGAUGAUAUGAGACGAGUUGGAUCAGAAACCAGAAACUACUACUUCUCUGGCAUAAAGGGAACUCCCUUCACGAUAGGACUCGCACUUCCUGAGGGAUACGGCAACUACUGGAUAAAGGCAGGGAACAUCAUCAAGCGCACUAAACUGGAAGGUGUUCCUCUCACUAGUUUCUUCAGUGGCAACUGGAAGAUCCAUCCUGACUGGGUUUACUGCGACCACUAUAUCACUCGCAAAAAUAUGAGCCCGGAAGAAAAAUUAGUUUACUUUUUGAAAAAAAUAUAUCAAGAGAAAACUGACACUCCUGAUGGUGGCUGGAAGAGCAAGCUCCAGUUUCCCGCAGAGGAAGAUUUACAAGUGGGAAAUAUGACUUAUGGUUGUAACAAACAUAAAAUCAAGAGAGAUGACUACUUCUGUGAUGUAGAGUUGAUGCAGCUCCUCGUGUUUGAUGCUAAAAGCACUGACUCAUCAUACAAAGAUACAGUUUGGACACCGGAGAACAAUAUUGAGAGGGACUUGGUGAAGAAAUACGGAGUUUCAGUGAGGUUUGUGGCGACUCAGAGUGGUCUCACCAGGUGGCAGCACAUCACAGAACUGCCUCCGGAUCAACUAGAGUUCGGAGAGACCAACAACAAAGCAGUGGGUGAAGCCUGGUACAGGUCAGCUGUCUUGCAGCACUACAUCAAUGACGAGGACUUUGUCUUCUCUGUUCCAUUUGAUUCUGGGAAAGUGGAAAACUUGACUGUAACUGCGAGUUACGCAAUAUUCCGACGCGACGGAGGCCACGAGGCACCCGGGUCUGUGGUGGGUUUCCAUCUCAGCCACUCGGCAUUGUUUGAUCGUUUCAGAGAGGUCACGUCUAAGUCUAACUGCAAAGACUGCUUGGCCCCUUGUUCAUCGGAUACGAUCGAUUGCUAUGUCAUCGAUGGGAAUGGGUACAUCGUCGUCUCUGAAAACCGAGAGGAGACUGGAACGUUCUUUGGAGUCAAAGAGGGAGCAAUCAUGGAGGACAUGACUUCAAAGAAGAUUUUCCGGAAGAUCCCCAUGUUUGACUACCAAGCGAUAUGCUUUGAAGUCACACAUUAUAAUAAUGCUGCUGAUGUUCUAUUAACUCCAUUCCGUCUUCUGCACUGGCUGGUGAAAUCAUUUGUCUCUACGAUAGCUUGGCUUAUAGUUGAGUCCAACUGGAAUCACGUUUGGGCCGCUAUCACUGAACGAUCAUCGGAAGAAGAUGUUCUAGACUAUUAUGACCCGCAACAGACAGAAACGUUGGACGUAACGACCACUUCCCUGCCCAAGAUAGACGUGAGGACAGUGAAGUCUACUCGAACUUGCAGGUCCUGUGACAAGUCAGGCUACAGGUAUCUGCUUCAGAGCACUGACAAGCAGGCUGACAGGUCUUACUCACACGAGGAUCCUUGUUACAGGCCGUACUUUGUGAGGAGGAUACCUCACACAAACCUUUUGCUGAUCGUAGUCAAGGCACUGUUCCCGACCUGUUCUAAAGAGUCGACUACAGAGUUCAAGGAGGAGUUGUACCUCGCUGAGCCUGAUCCUAAGAUUCCAUGUGUCAAACUCUACCUGAACACAUUGCCGCGCAGACGGCUGGCCGGCUGCUACAAUGAACACCCCCAGGAGUUGGAGAUAGAGAAUUGUGGGCGAGGUGGCACACUGACUGUCAACUCGUUGUCCUGGCUACUCCCUGUGUGGCUCCUCAACAGAUUCUUUCUAUGAUCAGUAUUCCUCUACUUAUUGAUGUUCCCGUAUUUUUAAUGGUGAGAAAUUGGUUUUUAUACACACAGUUUUAAAGAGUAAAAUCUAAGCACCAUUUGGUUUGAAAGAUAUGUGAAUCCUGUAUUCCAGCACGCAUCCUCACUGUAUUUACACACUCAGUGUAAGUAUAAUAAAAGGUGCAAUAGUAAUAUUUUAGUUGAAAAGUCAACUUUUGAACGGAUUAGUAAGAAGACAAUAUUCGAACAAUGAAGUGCCUACUAAAAAAAUAAUUAGUUUUAUUUUAACAAAUUUAAUAAUUUUAUUUCCAUGUUUUGUAUUAAUGAAAAUGAACAUUGAUCUCGUGAGUUACUAUUGCAGUUUAGUGUUUUAAAUAUGUAGAUAUCAAUCCUAGAAGAGGAUAGUGGUUAGAAAAAUUUGACAUUAUUUGAAUACAGAGUAACUUUUUAAUUUUAAGUCAAAUUUUACAACAAGAUUUAACCGGACAUGUAGGAGCUUUGUUAAAAACUGUUUUUGUUUAUAGCUACAGUACGGUAUGUUUGAUGAAUAGCUUAUUAAUAGGCUACUAUCUCAGAGAAAAGCUGUUGAAACCCUCAAAGCUUUCAAAAUAGCUAUGUUUGGCUAGUAUUCGGCUAUAUCUUUGGUGAAACUGGUAAGCAAAGAAACUGGUGGUAAAACAUACAGAAAAUGAAAGUUGUAGAAUGAGUUUGAUGGCUGAUGAAGGUGAAAGUACUUUGAGAAAUGUUGUAGGAUUGUUGGUUUCAAAUAAACCAGGAAAGAUAUUCCUUUCUAUUUCUAAGUAUCUCUCUUUUGCUGUACAUCUUUAGUUUCUUUGCUUACGUCAUGGUUGUUUGAAAACAUUUUUAUUUUCCGUACUUUUAAAUUGAGUUUUGCUGUGUACACUAUUUUAUUUCAUGUAGUAAUUUUGUUAUUCUUCCAUUAUCUGUCUCAGUGUAGUAAUGUAUAUUGUACAGUUAAAUUAUUGUGUACAACACUACAAACUAGAUAAGGACAUAUACUUACUACUAACUAAAACAUUCAUCAUAUUUAGAAAAAUUAUACAAAGUGUAUAUUAAAUAUUAAUUUAAGUACACCUUAUGUUCAAGGGUUAUCACUUUAUUGAAAAAUUGUAAUUUUUACAAAAUUAUUAGCCUUAGAACUUAUGACUUUUACAAGAUCAAUUAUUAUUCAUUGUUUCUGUGUCCUGUUUGAUGAAGCCAUAUUUUAAUUCUUAGACUUACACAACCUGCGCCAUAACUGUCUUCUAGGUUUUCCGGUUCACAUUGUGUUAAAUCAUUGUCAACACAAUACAUAAAUCUUAAAAUAUAUUGACUCUCCUGCGUACAGACAUAUAUUUAUAUCAUAGAUUAGUUGAGAGGGUGUGAAACUGUAACUGGCUGAAGUUGACCAAAAUGACCAACGAGAGAUCAAUAUGGUGGUGACUCCUUUAUCACCUGGCUGCCAGCUUUUUUAUAAUUUGAUGCUGUAUUCUUUGUUGAAGUUAUUAUACAUUCCUUUUAGUAAAAUAACCAAAUCAUUAUUAAAUGCACUUCUCUUGCCAUGCAAAACUACUAGCUCUUGUGAGAAAAUCUACUUAUAACAUACUAUAACUGUAAAAUAAAUAAUGGUUAUAAAUUGUCAACUAAAGAAUUAUUAUUCAUAAAUAUGGGUAUAUUUUUAAUGUGAUCUAUCUGAUUAUAAGUAAAAAAUAACAAUAAAUAAAAGUUUUAAUUUAGUAUUGCAUAUGCACUUCUAAAUUGUUAUCAUAUAUAAUAAUAUUCUAGAUUAAUAAAUAAAACACUAGACAUGAUUAAGAACAAAGAUAUAAUUUUAAAAAAAGAAGUCAGCAUGAAGCAGCCUGUGUUAAAGUAGCCAUACUGAUUGCUGAUUGGUUACGAUUUAGGUUGCAAUCAUGAUGCAGCAUUCUUAAUUCAUCUGUAUUUUAAGCAGAUCUGUAUUAAUGGCAAUCUCGGUUUAACAUAUGUGACUGAACAUGGCUGUUAGUUGUUUUAACGUGGUGUGAACCGGAAAA
Homalodisca vitripennis (glassy-winged sharpshooter) is the source of this 5997-nucleotide messenger RNA. RefSeq names its product voltage-dependent calcium channel subunit alpha-2/delta-4-like. Gene Ontology annotation, molecular function: voltage-gated calcium channel activity. The transcript has 29 exons. NCBI's taxonomy places the organism in Eukaryota, Metazoa, Arthropoda, Insecta, Hemiptera, Cicadellidae. Gene Ontology annotation, cellular component: voltage-gated calcium channel complex. The coding region runs from base 30 to 3968 and encodes 1312 amino acids. The record is from RefSeq and is a predicted model, not a curated record.